Messenger RNA from Hipposideros armiger (great roundleaf bat), 5173 nucleotides. Its product is annotated as histone H2A type 2-C. Gene Ontology annotation, cellular component: nucleosome. The coding region runs from base 553 to 4041 and encodes 1162 amino acids. Gene Ontology annotation, biological process: virion assembly; proteolysis. The record is from RefSeq and is a predicted model, not a curated record. The transcript is spliced from 4 exons. Gene Ontology annotation, molecular function: aspartic-type endopeptidase activity; protein heterodimerization activity; DNA binding. NCBI's taxonomy places the organism in Eukaryota, Metazoa, Chordata, Mammalia, Chiroptera, Hipposideridae.
ACGAGCGCGACUUGGCCUUGGCGCGAGCUUUGCCUCCUUGCUUUCCGCGUCCUGACAUCACGGAUAAAAAAGCAGUUUCAACUUGUUUUACAACAAGGAUGUGUAAAGAACCCAUUUGAUGUAAUUUAUAAGAGCUACUGGGAGGGGUGAAGGGAGGUGGCUUGAUUGGCUAAAAGCGAAGCCCUAUCAAACAGCCAAUAGGAAAGCAGAAGGCCGAUUCCUCGUUUGCAUCCGAAAAUGAAGCAUUUCCUUAAUAGAGCUGAGAGAGAAAUCCCAAGAAGGAGCCGAAAGGACUGUGGAGGGCCUCCAGCAGAUGCAGAGUUACUACCACUUAAGGUCUCGGAGGAACUUUGCGGCAAUUUGCGGGCACUGGUCCAGCAGUUAAGAGCCAAUAGAGCACUCGCCACUUCAAGACUCCCGUGAAAGGAUCUCGCUUGCUCUCUUCUGGAUUGGCUGAUUGGGACCACAAGCACUUCUAUUUCCUUAAUGACGCCAGAAGUGGAACAGCCCAUCCAGUUCUCGGCCCCCUGAUCAUUGGUCACCGACUCUAUCAUGGGAAACAACACUUCAGGCAUCAAAAAAGAUUCUCCCCUAGGAUGCAUCCUUGCUAAUUGGAAACACUUUAAGUUAUACAGUCUAAAGAAAAAGAAAUUAAUUUACUUUUGUAAUGUGACCUGGCCCAAAUAUUCUCUUGGGGAGCAAGAAGAAUGGCCUCAGAAUGGUUCUUUAAAUGGUAAUACCAUUGCCGAGCUGUACCUCUUUUGUCAACGCUCCAACAAAUCGUUGGAAAUUUUCUAUGUUCUGCCUUUUGUGAAACUGCACGAGGACAAAAAGCACCAACGUUCUUGCCGUGUCUGUGUGGCCUCACUCUCAAAGAAUCCUGACCCCAUGGCCCCAUCUGCUUCAGAUUUCAAGCUCCUUGACCUUAUUUUUGCCCCUCCUAAUUUGGUUCCAAGGGCCUUCCUUGACUCUCUGCCUUCCAGUCACCCAGUCUCAUUUGCUGAGCCUCUCCCACAUGCCCCUGUUCCUAACCCCUCUGCCCACUCAGCUCCAAACCCUUCUCCCCCAGCUCUAUCCUCCACUAGGACCAGAUCUGGACUUAGACGACCUACAGAAACUCCUCGUCGUCGUCCCCCUCCCCCUCCCCCUCCUCCUCUUCCUCCUCUUCCUCCUCCUCCUCCUCCUCCUCCUCCUGCUCCUGCUCCUGCAGAUAGUCCCUCCCCUGCAAAUGGUUGUUUCCUCUUUCAAGAAGUUGCUGACAGAAGCAGGGAAAUUGUUCGAGCCCAUGAACCUUUUUCUGUCACCGACAUGAGCCAAUGCAAGGAGAUACUUGGAAACUUCUCAGACGACCCCAAUAGGUUUCAAGAUGAAAUUUUUAAACUUAGUUUAACUUCUUCUCUGACUUGGCAAGACAUCCUGGACAUUCUAACCCACUGUUGUACCCAGUAUGAGAAGGCCCUUAUUUGGGGGGAGGCCCAAGAAUAUGCUGAUAGCCUAGUUGUCACUAACCCCCAACAUGAUGUGAUCAGAUUGGCAAGAGAGUCAAUUCCAGACCAAAACCCUCAAUGGGACUACAGGGAUCGCCUUGGUAGGGCUAGGAUGGAACAUUUUAUCACCUGUAUAUUAGAAGGCAUAAAGAGGUGCCAAGUUAAGCAGGUAAAUUACAAAAAAAUUAAGGAGAUCACCCAGGAGAAGGAGGAAAACCCCGCCCUUUUCCUCAACCGUCUUUCUGAAGCCAUGAAAAAGUAUACCAACAUAGACCCUCAGUCAGUAGAAGGAAGGGUGUUAUUGGCCGUGCACUUCAGGACGCAGGCUGCUCCAGAUAUUAAGAGAAAACUUGCAAACUUAGAAAUCACACCCCACGUUCCACUGUCAACCUUGGUGAAGGAGGCCAUCAAGGUAUUUAAUAAUCGAGACCAGGCAAAGGAAGCAAAGAAAAAGAAGAAAUUAAAAAAUAAAAUCAGACCACCGCCUCAAGAUGACUGUAGACCUAGGAGAUCAGCCCAAGAUAAACGCCAAGGGUGGUCCGGGGUAGGGUGGAACCAAUGUGCUUCUCAUAAAAAUGAAGGAUACUGGAAACAAGACUGCCCAGAAAGGCACAAAAACAGGGAAUGCCUUGAUCACCCCAGGAAGCUGGGGCAGGUCAGUAACCCUAAUCGGCCCUCUCUCCCAGCUAACCUCUCGCAAGAAGGGACAGCCUCUGAGAGGGGAGGCCGGAUCGUUCACCCUGCUCUGACUCUUGACAACUCCAUCACUAUCACACCUGCAGAGCCUCGGGUCAGUCCCAAUGUGGCAGGUAUGAAAACUGGAUUUUUACUAGAUGCUGGCGCCGCCAACUCUGUCCUGACUCGGCUGGUUGGCCCACUCCCCAGUCGUGCAUGCACGGUUAAGUGGAUAGACGGGAAGCCUAAAGUAAGACAAUCUACUUUUCCUCUUACCUGUGAUACUGGAUCUAAAACUAUAGAUCACUCUUUUCUUUGUGUACCUGAGUGCCCAGUUCCCCUCAUUGGUAGAGACUUGAUAAUGAAAUUAGGAGCUUCUGUAUUUCUUCAGGAAGAAAAUGGCCACAUCUCAGAGCCAUACCAAGGAAUCUAUUCAUUGUACCUUCCAGAGGAUAUUAAAGCCCAAGUCAGGGCUACAGUGUGGGAUACCAGUACCCCUGGGCGUGCCAUAAAUGUAGAACCUGUUAAAAUAAAAUUGAAACCAGGAGCAAAAUGCCCGUGGCAGUGCCAACCACCGUUAAGUGCUAAGGUUCUGAGGGACAUGGAGCCCCUUCUAGAGAAAUUCCUUAAACAUGGAUUAAUUAGACCUUGCCAAUCUCCCUGCAAUACUCCAGUCUUCCUGGUAAAGAAGCGCAAUGGGGAACAGCUCUUCGUCCAAGAUCUUCGAGCAGUUAACAAGAUGGUAAUCCCUAUUCACCCAACAAUCCCCAACUCCUAUACACUCCUCACUCAGAUUCCCAGGGAAACCCAGUACUAUACUGUACUGGACUUGAAAGAUCCUUUCUUCUGCAUCCCCUUACAUCCAGACUCCCAAUAUUUGUUUGCUUUUGAAUGGAAAAGUCCCAAGACUUGUAAAGUUACCCAGUACACCUGGACGGUAUUACCCCAGGGGUUCCGGGACAGCUCUCAUCUCUUCAGAAAUGCCCUUGCUAAGGAGCUCAGGGAGCUUAAACUUCAAAAUGGAACAUUGUUACAAUAUGUAAAUAAUUUACUCAUCGCCAGUACCAACUAUCAAGACUCCCAACACAAUACUAUAAUGACCCUAAAUUUUUUAGCCCUGCGGGGAUAUAAGGUAUCCCACUCAAAGGCCCAGAUUUCCCUACAAAAGGUCCGAUACCUACAGUUUAUCCUCACCCCAGGAGCCCAGUUGCUGGACCCAGAUCGCAAAAGGGCAGUCACCUCGUUGCCAGUCCCUACCACCAAAAAAGAACUGCGCAGGUUCCUAGGGACAGCAGAAUUUUGCCGAACCUGGAUCCCGAAUUUUGGGCUAAUAGUAAAGCCCUUAUAUGCGGCUUUAAAGGGGAAAGAAAGAAAACUACUCUGGGAUCAAAUUUGUCAGCAGGCAUUUGAGACUCUCAAGACUAAAAUAGACCUCGCAUCUGUACUAGGACUGCCAGACCUGAGGAAGCCGUUCUUCCUUUAUAUUCAUGAAGAACAGGGAAUCGCCUCAGGAGUCUUAACCCAAAAGCUGGGGCUGUCCCAAAAACCCAUAGCUUACCUCUCGAAACAGUUAGAUUCGGUGGCCCAGCGUUGGCCCGGCUGCGUAAGGGCGGUGGCUGCCACUGCUGUUUUAGUAAAGGAAGCCUUAAAGUUGACCUUAGGACAAUGGCUUGAAGUUUUCACUCCCCAUCAGGUGCAGACAGUAUUAGACAAUGGACAUCACUGUCUAACAGAAACACGGAUCUCAAAAUACCGGGCUCUCCUCCUACAUACCCCUGACCUCACUCUAAGGACUUGCCAGACUUUAAAUCCUGAAACCCUUCUACCCAGUACAGAAGAGAGCAUUCCUGCAUGGAGACUCAAAACAGGUUUAAUAUAGCAGGCCAGAUUUCCAGGAUGUCCACUGAGAAGAGGCAGAGGAAAAAUUCUUCACCAAUGGGAGCAGCUUUAUAGAAAAGGGCACCCAGAAAGCAGGACAUGUUGUUCAUUGCCAGCCUAGAUAAAGUAAUAGAGGCUAGUAAUACCUGUGCACAGAAGGCAGGGCUAGUAGCCCUAAUCAGGGCACUACAGUUAGGAAAGGAUAAAAGACUCAACAUUUACCUGACUCUAAAUAUGGGUUUCUAGUACUACAUGCCCAUGUAGCCUGGAAAGAGCAAGGAAUGCUAACCACAAAAAAUUCCCCCAUAAAAACUUAAGGAGCUAAUAUUUCUCCUAGAAGCCGUCCAGCUUCCUUCCAAAAUUGUGGCGAUACACUCUAGGGGCCACCAGAGAGGUAGUUCUUAAAUUAGUUUUAUAGACCAGGCAGCUGCACAGUCCUUAACACCCAGAAUCCUUGCCCCAACAAUUGGACAGCCAGACCUCCCCUCUUACCCUAAAUAGACUCCCACAAGGAGGCAAGCUGAGAAAGGGAUAUAGCCUAAAUGAAUCAGCGUGGCUAGUAGAUGCCAACACAGGAGUACCUUCCCAGAUGAGCACUGGCACAACCUGUAAAUUAAAUCACUCGCUCCCACCAUUCCUAGCCACCCCUAUCUAGGCCAGGCUAAAUGGCUACACGAUCUUAAUAACGCCACUGCCCCAACUAUAUGGGACUCCAUUAAGGGGUACCUACUGAAUAUCACUUGGCUCCUUCCUCUCCUAGGACCCCUGGAAGCUAUUUUACUGUGAUUACUUUUUGACCCUUGCCUCUUUAACCUCACAAAGGCUGCCUCUUCAUGGCUACAACAAUUCCACGUUAAGCGGAUGGUCAUACAAGCCUUCCAGCCCAUCCCAGACAAGGAAGACCCCGGCCCUUAUCACUCUAGGUCAGGUAGCAAGAGAAUUUUAUUCCUCCCAAGUAUAGGAACAGUGGCCUUGUUCAGCAGGAAGUAGUUACAGAAGAGACCUCCAACCCUAAUCCCUAAAUGAUACAAGCCAAACAAAAGAGCCCCCCUCGCCAGAGGAAUUUUAAGUCUUUUUUCCUAGUUUCUUAGCUCCCUAGUCUCUUGUCCUAAUCACUUUUUUUUCCUUUGUGG